Molecule: messenger RNA, 942 nt
Organism: Phytophthora sojae
Lineage: Eukaryota; Oomycota; Peronosporomycetes; Peronosporales; Peronosporaceae
Exons: 3
Source: RefSeq, a predicted model, not a curated record
AUGGCUAGCGCCAAGUCCGGCACGGGCAAAGUGAGCGGGUCCGUGACGGUCUCGAGCGGCGAGUCGCUGGGCGGUAACUCCGGCAGCGUGUCGCUUUUGACGUCGAAGGCGAGUGGCGGCACGAACGGCGGUGCCAGCGGGUCGAUCAUCGUGCGUGUGGGCUCGGGAGACGCUGCCGUCGGAGGCGACGUGCAGAUCGGUGGCGGCACGAGCGUGAACCAGCAGGGCGUCGGCGGGCGAGUGUCGGUGCAGGGUGGCAACGGCACCGCUACGGGCGGCAACGUGCAGCUGUCCGCGGGAUCUGGUACGUCGGUCCUUGGCGGCAGCGUCCUGAUCUCUAGCGGCAGCGGGGGCAGUGCGACGAGCGGUGAUGUGGCCGUGUCGAGCGCGGCAUCGGGAACGGCGCUGACGAGCACGAGCGGGUCGGUGCGGCUGUCGUCGGGCGCGUCGAGCGGUGGUAGCUCCGGAUCGGUGUCGGUCUCGACGGGUGCUUCGACGGGCGGCGCAAGCGGGUCGAUCUCUCUGAGCGUGGGCUCGGGCGACGCGGCUACAGGAGGCUCCGUGAGCGUGGACGGCGGUCAAAGCAGGGCUGUGAGCGGCAAGGGAGGCGUGGUGGCAGUUCGCGGCGGAGCUGGUACCGCGACAGGUGGCGACUUGACGUUGACAGGCGGUGUGGGCGAUUCUGGAGACUCUGGCUCUGUGUUGGUGGCGACGUCGGAUGGCUCCGCGAGUGGCAAGGGCGGUGAUAUCACGAUGCGCGUGGGAGCCGGAGGCAAGGCAGCCAGCGGCGCGAUCACGCUGUCUGCUGGCACGUCGUCAAGCACCGGUGGUAGCUCCGGAUCGGUGUCGGUCUCGACGGGUGCUUCGACGGGCGGCGCAAGCGGGUCGAUCUCUCUGAGCGUGGGCUCGGGCGACGCGGCUACAGGAGGCUCCGUGAGCGUG